Tarenaya hassleriana is the source of this 613-nucleotide messenger RNA. RefSeq names its product maf-like protein DDB_G0281937. The record is from RefSeq and is a predicted model, not a curated record. The transcript has 6 exons. The coding region runs from base 1 to 408 and encodes 135 amino acids. NCBI's taxonomy places the organism in Eukaryota, Viridiplantae, Streptophyta, Magnoliopsida, Brassicales, Cleomaceae. Gene Ontology annotation, molecular function: nucleoside triphosphate diphosphatase activity.
AUGGGCUAUAAUGUCCCAACCACAUUUGUUCAUUCACGGGUCUCUCUUAUGGUGGUUGUCUACAAAGGAGUCAUCAGAGAAAAACCAUCCAGUAAGGAAGAAGCUCGUGAAUUUAUUAAAGGCUAUUCUGGGUCACAUGGAUCUGUUGUGGGAUCUGUACUCGUAACCAACUUGAAAACCGGAGUAAGAAAAGGCGGAUGGGACAAAGCAGAGGUCUAUUUCCAUGAGAUACCGGAUAAAGUCAUCGAUGACCUGAUUGAGGAGGGCAUAACACUCAACGUAGCCGGAGGUUUAAUGCUUGAGCAUCCCCUCACUUUGCCAUUUGUGGAGACCGUGGUGGGGGCGGCUGAUACAGUGAUGGGACUUCCUAAAACACUCACGGAAGAAUUCAUCAAGGACGUGCUUUAGUAAAGAAGCCCCCUUUUUCUCAUGCUCACCCUUCAAAUGUCACACUUUCUAAGAUAAGAUUCAAAUUUAGGUAAUUUGUGUUUGUUCCCCCAUCAUCGGACGACUAUAAGUGAUUGGUCCAUAUGAAUCAGUUUGUUAGUGUCAAUUGUACAAUUCAAAUGAAUGGAUAGAUUCAUUUACUGAUCAUCCCAUGCAGACAAAUUAU